AAAAUUGAGAACCUUCUUGCUGACAACGACUCUUUAUUAGAUAUCUGUACCAGUGGUACACUUGCUACCACUUUUCUCAACAAAUCAGAUCAACAACAAGGAGCCGCUAAAUGUGAGGUGAUAGCGGAAAAUAUGUGGGAUGGCUAUCAGUGUGAGUUAAGAAUAAGGGGGGAACUACAUACCUUAGAUUUUAGCAUAGAGAACAGCAUGGAUGUAUAA
Serpula lacrymans var. lacrymans S7.9 is the source of this 219-nucleotide messenger RNA. RefSeq lists its product as uncharacterized. Lineage: Eukaryota; Fungi; Basidiomycota; Agaricomycetes; Boletales; Serpulaceae. The transcript has a single exon. The record is from RefSeq and is a predicted model, not a curated record. The annotation marks the transcript as partial.